UGACGUGCCCGCCGCCGGAGCGCGCGCGGGGCGAGUGUGUGUGCGGGAGUGUGUGCACACGCCUUGGGGGCUAGAGUGACACUGCAGUGGGCUUCUCCCUCCGCAGCCCUCCAGCGGCUCAGCCCCGACCUGCCCGCACGCAUUUGCGAAGCUCGGCGUUUUCAUCUGCCCGAGCCUCCUCCAUCCUCCCCUCGGGGACCUCACUUUUCCUUGUACCCCGGGGGUUGCUCCCAGGCACCCCUCAACCGGUGCAAACAUCCCAGCCGCCUCCAGUUCUCUCCUAAGCCACUGUUUUCCAUUUGUCUUUCUCUGGGGUUCCUCCGCGAGCCAGUCCAGGGCUCCCCCAUCCUUGGAAAUUGUUUUUGUUGGACUGCUGUGCCGAGGUGUUGAAAGCUUGAGGACUUUAUCAUUUUGAUUCUUUCCCUUUCCUCCCCAUCUGGGCAACGGAGCAAUGAAAUUUCCAAUCGAGACUCCAAGAAAACAGGUUAACUGGGAUCCUAAAGUGGCCGUUCCCGCAGCAGCGCCCCCAGUGUGCCAGCCCAAGGGUGCCUCUAACGGGCACUACCCGGCCCCACGCCUGUCCAUCUCCUCCCGAGCCACGGUGGUAGCCAGGAUGGAAGGUGCCUCCCAGGGGGGCCUGCAGACCGUCAUGAAGUGGAAAACCGUGGUUGCCAUCUUCGUGGUGGUGGUGGUCUACCUUGUCACGGGUGGUCUCGUCUUCCGGGCUCUGGAGCAGCCCUUUGAGAGCAGCCAGAAGAAUACCAUCGCCUUGGAAAAGGCAGAAUUCCUGCGGGACCACAUCUGUGUGAGCCCACAGGAGCUGGAGACAUUGAUCCAGCAUGCCCUUGACGCUGACAACGCAGGAGUGAGUCCAAUAGGAAACUCCUCCAACAACAGCAGCCAUUGGGACCUCGGAAGUGCCUUUUUCUUUGCUGGAACUGUCAUCACCACCAUAGGGUAUGGGAAUAUUGCUCCGAGCACUGAAGGAGGCAAAAUCUUUUGUAUUUUAUAUGCCAUCUUUGGAAUUCCACUCUUUGGUUUCUUAUUGGCUGGAAUUGGAGACCAACUUGGAACCAUCUUUGGGAAAAGCAUUGCAAGAGUGGAGAAGGUCUUUCGAAAAAAGCAAGUGAGUCAGACCAAGAUCCGGGUCAUCUCCACCAUCCUGUUCAUCCUGGCCGGCUGCAUCGUGUUUGUGACGAUCCCUGCCGUCAUUUUCAAAUACAUCGAGGGGUGGACGGCCCUGGAGUCCAUUUACUUUGUGGUGGUCACUCUCACCACGGUGGGCUUUGGCGACUAUGUGGCAGGGGGAAAUGCUGGCAUCAAUUACCGGGAGUGGUAUAAGCCCCUCGUGUGGUUUUGGAUCCUUGUUGGCCUGGCCUACUUUGCAGCGGUCCUCAGUAUGAUCGGAGAUUGGCUACGGGUUCUGUCCAAAAAGACAAAAGAAGAGGUGGGGGAGAUCAAGGCCCACGCGGCCGAGUGGAAGGCCAACGUGACGGCCGAGUUCCGGGAGACGCGGCGGCGGCUGAGCCGCUCCGUGUUCGCGGCGCUAGACGCGGGCCGCGGCAAGGCCUCCUCCCAGGAGAGCAUCAACAACCGGCCCAACAACCUGCGCCUCCGCGGGCCCGAGCCGCUGCACAAGCACGCGCAGGGGGCCUCCGAGGACAACAUCAUCAACAAGUUCGGGUCCAGCGCCAAGCUCACCAAGAGGAAAAACAAGGACGCCAAGAAGGCCUUGCCCGAGGACGUGCAGAAGAUCUACAAGACCUUCCGCAACUACUCCCUGGACGAGGAGAAGAGAGAGGAGGAGACGGAGAAGAUGUGCAACUCGGACCACUCCAGCACGGCCAUGCUGACCCACUGCGCGCAGCCGCCCGCCGGGGCGGAGAACGGCAUGGUCCCCGCGGACACCAAAGACAGGGAACACGAGAACAAUGCGUUGCUGGAAGGCAGGAGCUAAAGGUUCCGGGACACCGGGCUCGAGGAAGCGUUGUGUGUUUUUUAUAUUCACCCCGAGACACGUGCCUUAAACAGACUUCUCCUUAGUCCAAAAUUACAUAGCAUUGGAGAAUAUAUUUCACUGUGCCAUAAAGGACUGAGGAAGUUUGCUCUGCCAAAAGGGAUCAAAGAACAAGGACUCCGCUUCUGAUGAGCGACCGCUGGACGCCCGGGGAGCAUUUGCACGGGUCAGAGGUUCACGGCCACCAAGUGUCAAGGCCGACUGGCCGGUGGUGCUGUAUCCCUGGGCAGCGCCGCCCUGGAGGGCACAUAGACAAGGGCAGCUAUUCCCUAGACCAGCCUUCUGAGAGAAGCAGGUGUGUCUUUUACACGGAGUCUCACUUCCUGAGCCUACCGUCCGUGAUGUGUGCACACCCAGAAGGGGACCGGAUUGGGGGCGACCUGGGACCGGUAAGGAGGGUUUGAGUUGACAUUUGGGCGUGUUGCUCUGAGCUUGAAUUCUGAUCCAAGCCACGCAGAGCAUCCCUAGCCCUUCUCAGCUCCAAUGAGUGCGUGCGGGGCCUGAGAGCUCCCGGAAUUUGUUGGAAGCGGAUCAGAGCACACGUAUUCAAAGGUGCAGUUGCUUUCCUCAUCACAAAAGAAGAAAAAUAAUCACAAACAUCACACUGUGGAUAUCACCUCAACCAAGGCCAGAAGCCUACUGAACUUGGUCUUUCUCACGGGGGUAGGUAGUCCAAACGGACUGGCAGGCCUUGGUGAAACUUCAACCUCAACCGCUGCGUGGUUACAGGCAAAGAAUCAUGCAUUUUCCUCAGUGGGUGCAAUGGUGAAAUAAACUGGUUUUGAAAUGUUCACGUUCACUUUUCUAGUGGAACUUCGGUUGUAACCUGUUUUGAUAAGAGGGGGGAGAAAGUACCAAAACUAAUUGCCUUGCAUGAUGCCAGCGGCUUGCUGUUCUGUCUAGCUGAUCCUAAAUUUUUAUAAAAAUAGGCAUCCUGCAUGUCUGAGACACACCAAGGGGGACCAUGGCAUCAUUCCAUCUCAGGGCUUUUUGUCCCUUUGGGUGUCUUAGGGUAGACAUAGUUACAAGAGCCAAUCUUGCUAUCUCCAAACAGGAGGAAAACUAACCCCUCAACCAACCCUUGUACAAGAAAACUGAGUCGUUUUUGUUUGCAGUUUAAGUGCCAUUAAUGCCAUUUUAAAAAAUAAUACUUAAAAGAAGUAUUUCAAAUA
Myotis brandtii (Brandt's bat) is the source of this 3189-nucleotide messenger RNA. RefSeq names its product potassium channel, two pore domain subfamily K, member 10 (gene KCNK10). Gene Ontology annotation, cellular component: membrane. The transcript is spliced from 8 exons. The coding region runs from base 452 to 1957 and encodes 501 amino acids. Lineage: Eukaryota; Metazoa; Chordata; Mammalia; Chiroptera; Vespertilionidae. Gene Ontology annotation, biological process: potassium ion transmembrane transport; stabilization of membrane potential. The record is from RefSeq and is a predicted model, not a curated record. Gene Ontology annotation, molecular function: potassium ion leak channel activity.